AUGGCGAAUGUCUGCGCCGAGGCAAGGAGUACGAGAAAGCGCGCGCUACUGUGGCAGGUGGGCAGCUCCAGCGCGUCCUCCUCGUGCUCCACCACCUCUGGCGACGACGAAGGGCACGGGGGCGGGAAGGCGCUGCGGCACCGCGGCGCCGACGCCACCUACAAGCUGCUGUGCUCCGUGGACGCCCUGGAGGAGACGCCGGCGGUGGCGGGCCCCGCGCCCCGCUCCUUCGCCACGCACGCCCACGCACACGCCCACGGGCACGCGCACCCGCUCGCCCACCACUCCUCGCAGAGCACGUCGGUGAGCGACCUGCGCAGCUUGGCGCGCUCCGACAGCACGGGGUCCACGCAGUCGAUGCAGCACGGCGGCGUGCCCGAGCUGCUGUUGGGGCUGGCCUACAAUGGCACCACGGGCCGCCUCUCCGUCGAGGUCGUCAAGGGCAGCCACUUUCGGAACCUGGCGAUGACGCGCGCGCCCGACACCUACGUGAAGCUGUGCCUGGUGAGCAGCAGCGGGCAGGAGAUGGCGCGAUCCAAGACCUCUGAAGAUCAUUAA
This is a messenger RNA of Gryllus bimaculatus (two-spotted cricket), 558 nucleotides long. NCBI's taxonomy places the organism in Eukaryota, Metazoa, Arthropoda, Insecta, Orthoptera, Gryllidae. The record is from the annotation of a GenBank genome assembly.